Girardinichthys multiradiatus is the source of this 2134-nucleotide messenger RNA. RefSeq names its product alanine--glyoxylate aminotransferase 2 (gene agxt2). Gene Ontology annotation, cellular component: mitochondrion. Gene Ontology annotation, molecular function: L-alanine:glyoxylate transaminase activity; pyridoxal phosphate binding. Lineage: Eukaryota; Metazoa; Chordata; Actinopteri; Cyprinodontiformes; Goodeidae. The record is from RefSeq and is a predicted model, not a curated record. Bases 132 to 1682 code for a protein of 516 amino acids. The transcript has 14 exons. Gene Ontology annotation, biological process: glyoxylate catabolic process.
UGCGUUGGAAGAGAAAAGAACCAUUAGCGAGGCAGAGAUAAUCUACGCCCACCUUGUAGGCUGAGAAAACCCGCACGAGAACCUGCUGUCCUGGGGAAAGUUGAACAGAGCGUAACCACCACCUGUUCAUCAUGCUCAAAGUUGUAUCCUGUGUGAGUGGCCGUUGGGCAGUUUUUACAGGACAUCCCGGCAAUCGGCUCCUUUCGGCUAAAAUCCUCCGGGCGAGCGGUCCAUCAUGUCAGAAAUCAGGUUUGAGAUGCUCUCCCUCAGAAAUACCAGAGAUGCCUUCUUGCAAUUUCAGUCCAGAGGAAUACAAGGGAAUGUCGAAAGCACGAAUGAUAGAAAUCCGCAAACAGAACUGCAACCCCAUGACCAUGAAGGUUACCUACUAUAAGAAACCAGUGUUCAUCCAUCAGGGAUACAUGCAGUAUCUGUGGGAUGUGGAUGGGACCCGGUAUCUGGAUAUGUUUGCUGGUGUUGCCACUGUAAGCGUGGGCCACUGCCACCCGAAGGUAAAUGCUGCUGCAGAAAAGCAGUUGAAAAAACUUUGGCAUACCACUUUAAUUUACGUCUAUCCUACUCUCCACGAGUACUGUGAAAAACUUGCCUCCUAUUUCCCUGAUCCUCUUCAGGUGGUUUUUUUGACAAACAGCGGCUCUGAAGCUAAUGAACUUGCAAUGUUUAUGGCUCGUCUCUACACUGGCAAUUUUGACAUAAUCACUUUCAGAGGAUCGUAUCAUGGUGGCAGUCCGAUGACCAUGGGUCUUACAUCAAACGCAGCAUAUAAAUACCCUAUUGCCAAUGGUUUAGGCUGUACAAAUACCAUGUGUCCAGAUGUGUUCAGAGGUCCAUGGGGAGGAAAGCACUGCAGGGACUCACCUGUGCAGACUACCAGAGAGUGUAGCUGUGCUCAAGGUCACUGUGAGGCGAAUGAGCAAUACAUCAAACAACUCAAAGAGACAUUAGCUACAAGCGUCCCUCCUAGAAUUGCAGCUUUCUUUGCAGAACCUAUUCAGGGAGUCGGAGGAGCCGUACAGUACCCUAAAAACUACUUCAAGGAAGCUUACAAACUUGUAAGAGAGAGGGGAGGAAUCUGCAUUGCUGAUGAGGUUCAAACUGGAUUUGGUCGAACUGGAAGCCACUUCUGGGGUUUCCAAGGACAUGAUGUCAUCCCUGACAUGGUUACAAUGGCAAAGGGCAUUGGUAAUGGAUUCCCUAUGGGAGCUGUUAUUACAUCACCAGAAAUUGCUGCUUCUUUUACCAAGGGAGUGCAUUUUAACACCUUUGCCGGAAAUCCUGUGGCUUCUGCAGUUGCUUCAGCAGUGCUUGAUACAAUUAUAGAGGAUGGCACACAGAAGAACAGCCUUGAUGUGGGCACCUAUCUAAUGACAGAGCUGGCAAAACUCAGAGACAAGUAUGAAAUCAUUGGCGAUGUUCGUGGGAAAGGGCUGCAGAUCGGUGUGGAAAUGAUUAAAGACAAGACCAGCAGAGAGCCGUUGCCUCCAGAAGAUAUGGCUGAGAUCUUUGAGGAUGUUAAAGAUAUGGGAGUCCUCAUUGGUAAAGGAGGAGUUUAUGGACAGAUCUUCCGCAUCAAACCCCCCAUGUGCAUCACAAAGGAAGAUGCCAACUUCUUUGUGGAAGUUUUUAACAAGUCUGUCCACAACUACAUGGAGAGAAGGUGAAAGCUUGGAUAAAGGUCAGAUGACUCAAAGGCGAGGACCGAGACAGAAAAAAAACAGCUCAUCAGUAAAAAAUGUUUUAUCUGUAAUAACAGCAAAACGUCACUUUUGACCACCUCUAUUAUCAGUCUUUGUAGCCGUUAUAAACGGAACUUUUUUAAAAGGUACUCUGUAAUCACAAGCUCUUAAUGCACUAAUUUUCCUGUACUAAAGACAUAAAUAUGUUCCUCAUGGUGAAUAUAAUCUAAUUAAUAAUCUGAUUAAGUACCUAAAAUUUGAUUUGUAUGGACACAUAUCUUGCUUUAAAUCUGAUUAGUUUGUUAUGAAUGUUUUAUCUUUAUAGGAACAAAGAUAGUUCUUUUUAAUUUGAGAUCAGCUUGUUUUCACAAGAUAACAGAAUGUGUCUUUGCAUUAUUAAUGAACUGAGAUUCAAUUAAAAUAAUCUGAUGUCAGUG